Messenger RNA from Chrysochloris asiatica (Cape golden mole), 2060 nucleotides. It is a transcript of the gene RSPRY1, whose product is annotated as ring finger and SPRY domain containing 1. NCBI's taxonomy places the organism in Eukaryota, Metazoa, Chordata, Mammalia, Afrosoricida, Chrysochloridae. The coding region runs from base 270 to 1997 and encodes 575 amino acids. Gene Ontology annotation, molecular function: protein binding; ubiquitin-protein transferase activity. The transcript is spliced from 15 exons. Gene Ontology annotation, cellular component: cytoplasm. The record is from RefSeq and is a predicted model, not a curated record.
GCGUAAUGGCAGCGCGGUGGCCUCGCGUCCAUCUUUACCGCUCUCUCGGACCUGUCACAAAGGAGUCGUGCAGCCGCCGCCCCCUCUCUCCGGUGGACCAGGGAGCUGGAGAAAAACUGCCACUGGAUGACCAGUAUCCCCUGUAGUUGAUAAUGUUGGAUACCAACUGUGCCACUUUCUUUGGUGUGCAGUUGUUACAAACAAAUAGGAUGAAAGUUCUUCAACUCCAGAUUAUCAAAAUGGUACUUGGAAAACUGAAAACUAUCUAAAUGAUUGUCUUUGGUUGGGCCGUGUUCUUAGCGAGCAGAAGCCUUGGCCAGGGUCUCCUGUGGACUCUUGGAGAGCACAUAGCCCACUUCCUGGGGACGAGAGGCACCACGACCAUGGGCAACUCUUGUAUCUGCCGAGAUGACAGUGGGGCAGACGACAGUGUUGACACCCAGCAGCAACAGUCUGAGAGCAAUGUAGUGCCUGCUGCUGACACGAGGAGCCACCCCCGGGACCCUGUUCGGCCACCAAGGAGGGGUCGAGGACCACAUGAGCCGAGGAGAAAGAAACAAAAUGUAGAUGGGCUGGUGCUAGACACACUGGCAGUAAUACGGACUCUUGUAGAUAAUGAUCAGGAACCUCCCUACUCAAUGAUUACAUUGCACGAAAUGGCAGAAACAGAUGAAGGAUGGUUGGAUGUUGUGCAGUCUUUAAUUAGAGUUAUUCCAUUGGAAGAUCCAUUGGGACCAGCUGUUAUUACAUUGUUACUAGAUGAAUGUCCAUUGCCCACUAAAGAUGCACUCCAGAAAUUGACUGAAAUUCUCAAUUUAAAUGGAGAAGUAGCUUGCCAGGACUCAGGCCAUCCUGCCAAGCACAGGAAUACAUCUGCAGUCCUGGGCUGCUUAGCUGAAAAGCUAGCAGGUCCUGCAAGUAUCGGUUUACUUAGCCCAGGAAUACUGGAGUAUUUGCUACAGUGUCUGAAGUCCCAGUCCCACCCCACGGUCAUGCUCUUUGCACUCAUUGCACUGGAAAAGUUUGCACAGACAAGUGAAAAUAAAUUGACUAUCUCUGAAUCUAGUAUCAGUGACCGGCUUGUCACGUUGGAGUCCUGGGCUGAUGAUCCUGAUUAUCUGAAACGCCAAGUUGGUUUCUGUGCCCAGUGGAGCUUAGACAAUCUCUUUUUAAAAGAAGGUAGGCAGCUGACCUAUGAGAAAGUGGACUUAAAUAACAUUAGGGCUAUGUUGAAUAGCAACGAUGUCAGCGAGUACCUGAAGAUCUCACCUCAUGGCUUAGAGGCUCGCUGUGAUGCCUCCUCCUUUGAAAGUGUGCGUUGCACCUUUUGUGUGGACGCUGGGGUGUGGUACUACGAAGUGACAGUGAUCACCUCUGGUGUCAUGCAGAUAGGCUGGGCCACUCGAGACAGCAAAUUCCUCAAUCACGAAGGCUAUGGCAUUGGGGACGAUGACUACUCCUGUGCAUACGAUGGCUGCCGGCAGCUGAUCUGGUACAACGCCAGAAGUAAGCCUCACCUACAUCCGUGCUGGAAAGAAGGAGACACCGUGGGCUUUCUCUUAGACUUGAAUGAAAAGCAAAUGAUAUUCUUUUUGAAUGGGAACCAGCUGCCUCCUGAGAAGCAAGUCUUUUCAUCUACUGUAUCUGGAUUUUUUGCUGCAGCUAGUUUCAUGUCAUAUCAACAAUGUGAGUUCAAUUUUGGAGCAAAACCAUUCAAAUACCCACCAUCUAUGAAGUUUAGCACCUUUAAUGACUACGCCUUCCUAACAGCCGAAGAAAAAAUAAUUUUGCCAAGGCACAGGCGCCUUGCGCUGCUGAAGCAGGUCAGUAUCCGGGAAAACUGCUGCUCCCUGUGUUGCGAUGAGGUCGCAGACACACAACUGAAGCCAUGUGGACACAGUGACCUGUGCAUGGACUGUGCCUUGCAACUGGAGACCUGCCCAUUGUGUCGUAAAGAAAUAGUGUCUAGAGUCAGACAGAUUUCUCAUAUUUCAUGACACACGUGAAAAAGUAUCAUGGACUUGUUUCUACUCAAUUCCAGCCAAUGUUGAAAAGAAAAA